Camellia sinensis is the source of this 2498-nucleotide messenger RNA. Its product is annotated as serine/threonine protein phosphatase 2A 55 kDa regulatory subunit B beta isoform. Gene Ontology annotation, cellular component: protein phosphatase type 2A complex. Lineage: Eukaryota; Viridiplantae; Streptophyta; Magnoliopsida; Ericales; Theaceae. The record is from RefSeq and is a predicted model, not a curated record. Gene Ontology annotation, molecular function: protein phosphatase regulator activity; protein binding.
AGUAAAACAAGAGAGAGAAAUAUGUAUUAUUGAUAGAGCUUUGACAGAAAGAGAACAGUGUUUUGGUUCUCCGAAGAACGGUUUGCCGCUCCAAAUCCCAAUUUUCUCAGAGAGAGAGAGAGAGAAUCUCAAUCUGUCUAUGUUCAAGCCCUCUGUUCUGUUCUUCUCUUGACUUGGAAAGGUCCAAUCUGGAACAUUUUCCCGUGCAUUUAUCGCUGAUUCCCAAGCUAUGAUCUUCUGACAAAGACCUCGAUAAUCAAAAGGCGAUCGUUUGAUGCAUUGAUUUGAUUUGUCUGUGUGUUUUUAGCCGUUGAUUUGUCCGCUGAGAUGAACGGUGGUGAUGAUGGAGAGGUUGCGGCGGCUCCACCGCCUGCGCUCGAGUGGAAAUUCUCUCAGGUCUUCGGUGAAAGGACGGCCGGUGAAGAAGUUCAAGAAGUUGAUAUCAUUUCAGCAAUAGAGUUCGAUAAAACCGGUGACCACCUUGCUACUGGUGAUCGUGGGGGCAGAGUGGUAUUAUUUGAGAGAACUGAUACAAAGGAUCAUGGCGGAAGCCGCAGGGAUCUAGAGAGGAUGGAUUAUGCAAUUAGUAGACAUCCUGAGUUCCGUUAUAAAACCGAGUUUCAGAGCCAUGAACCUGAGUUUGAUUAUCUUAAGAGCUUGGAGAUUGAGGAGAAAAUCAACAAAAUCAGAUGGUGCCAAACAGCUAAUGGUGCCCUUUUUCUUCUAUCUACUAAUGACAAAACUAUUAAAUUUUGGAAGGUGCAAGAGAAGAAGGUCAAGAAAAUAUCUGACAUGAACAUUGACCCUUCCAAAGCUGUUGGAAAUGGUGGUAUUGCCAGUUCAAGUGUCUCUUCUAGCCCUAGAUCGUAUCUUGCAAAUGGAGGAUACACAGAUAGAUCUUGCAAUAAUUUGAGCAAUGACUUCUCAUUCCCGCCAGGGGGCAUUCCAUCGUUACGUUUACCUGUGGUAGUAACCAGUCAUGAGACCAGCCUUGUGGCUAGAUGUAGAAGGGUUUACGCUCAUGCACAUGACUAUCAUAUUAAUUCUAUUUCAAAUAACAGUGAUGGUGAAACAUUUAUAUCGGCUGAUGAUCUGCGAAUAAAUCUUUGGAACUUGGAAAUUAGCAAUCAAAGUUUCAAUAUUGUUGAUGUGAAGCCUGCAAACAUGGAGGAUCUAACUGAGGUGAUAACAUCAGCAGAAUUUCAUCCUACCCAUUGUAACAUGUUGGCAUAUAGUAGUUCAAAAGGGUCAAUUCGUCUCAUUGAUCUGCGACAAUCAGCUUUGUGUGAUACGCAUUCUAAAUUGUUCGAGGAACAGGAGGCACCUGGUUCAAGAUCUUUUUUCACGGAAAUAAUAGCAUCAAUUUCAGAUAUUAAAUUUGGAAAGGAUGGAAGAUAUAUACUUAGUCGUGAUUACAUGACUCUUAAGUUAUGGGAUAUUAAUAUGGAUUCAGGUCCAGUUUCAACCUUCCAGGUUCAUGAGUAUCUAAGACCUAAGCUAUGUGAUCUAUAUGAAAAUGAUUCCAUCUUUGAUAAAUUUGAGUGCUGCUUGAGUGGUGAUGGGCUGCGAGUGGCAACAGGUUCAUACAGCAAUCUAUUCCGAGUGUUUGGUCGUGCUGCGGGCAGUAAUGAAGCAACUACCCUGGAAGCCAGCAAGAACCCCAUGAGGAGACAAGUUCAGACCCCUUCAAGGCCUUCCAGAUCCCUCGGUAGUAUAACACGUGUUGUCAGACGAGGAUCUGAAAGCCCCGGAGUAGAUGCAAAUGGAAAUUCAUAUGAUUUCACAACAAAGUUGCUCCACCUAGCAUGGCAUCCAACUGAAAACUCAAUUGCUUGUGCUGCUGCAAACAGUCUGUACAUGUACUAUGCAUGAAGAUGGAUCCAGGAAGAAAUUUAUUGUUGCUUGUUCAAACUCUUCUUGGGUUGCUGUUGGAGAAAGCUCUUUCCCCCUUUUGCGCCAACCAGCAACGCGAGGGUCUUCAAAAUUUCUCACUUUUUGCAGCGCCUCAUAAAUCUGUAGCAAGUGCAUCCUAAUAUGAUGGUCCAGAAGCUUCUUUUGCAGAAUCAAUGAGACAGCAACUUGUCUUUAUUCCUGGGCAAGCCAGUUGCUUUUUUCCAACCCCAUCUCUUCCUCCCAUUUUCUCUUUCACCCUUUAUUUCUUUUUUAUUUUUAUUUUUUAUUUUUUAUCCUUUUCUUUCUCAAAGGAAAGAUGCAAUUCUGUUCUUAUUGUGUUGGGUUGAAGUCGGGAAAAUGUGAUUUGUAGCUUUGCAUCUCCAUCAUCUCCUACAAGAGACUUACGGAUGUCUUGCAUCCAAUACUGCCACUAGUUCUAAGAUGAAUGUAGUUUUUACCUGGGAAGAAGCUGCCGCCUGCUAACAUAUGCAGUGAAUCAAUCUUAUUAAUUUUUCCAUGGGGUUACGGUUUAAAUUCUUUUUUUAGGAUGAUUUUACUCUUGUUUUUAUUAUAGUUCGUCAAUUUAAGUAUUAUUAUUAUUUCUA